GCCAGGCAGCUCGCUCGGCGGCAUCCGUGCAGCAGCGGCGGCGGCGGCGGCAGGAGCGGCAGCAUGACCGAACCGGAGGCGGCGGCGGCGGCGGCCACGGCGACGGUCCCGGAGCCCCCGGCUCCCCCCGGGCCGGAGGGCGAGGAGAGCCACGUCCGCUUCGCCCGCAAAGGCGCCCUUCGCCAGAAGAACGUGCACGAAGUCAAGAACCACAAGUUCACCGCCCGCUUCUUCAAGCAGCCCACCUUCUGCAGCCACUGCACCGACUUCAUCUGGGGAUUUGGAAAGCAAGGCUUCCAGUGCCAGGUUUGUUGCUUCGUUGUCCACAAGAGGUGCCAUGAGUUUGUUACCUUCUCCUGCCCAGGGGCCGACAAGGGACCUGCCUCCGACGACCCUCGGAGCAAACACAAGUUCAAAAUCCACACCUAUUCCAGCCCAACCUUCUGCGAUCACUGCGGCUCUUUGUUGUACGGACUUAUCCACCAGGGGAUGAAAUGCGACACCUGCAUGAUGAACGUGCACAAGCGCUGCGUGAUGAAUGUGCCAAGCCUCUGUGGGACAGACCACACUGAGCGCCGAGGCCGGAUACAUAUCAAGGCGGACAUUGAGAACGAGGUCUUGACGGUUAUCGUACGGGAUGCUAAAAAUCUUGUUCCGAUGGAUCCCAACGGCUUGUCAGACCCAUAUGUGAAGCUCAAACUCAUACCUGACCCAAAAAGCGAGAGCAAACAGAAGACUAAAACCAUCAAAUGUUCUCUGAACCCUGAGUGGAAUGAGACCUUCAAAUUCCAGUUGAAAGAGUCUGACAAGGGCAGGCGACUGUCGGUGGAGAUCUGGGACUGGGAUCUGACCAGCAGAAAUGACUUUAUGGGAUCUCUGUCCUUUGGCAUUUCAGAGCUGCAGAAAGCCGGAGUGGAUGGCUGGUUUAAGCUCCUGAGCCAGGAAGAGGGAGAAUACUUCAACGUUCCUGUCCCUGCUGAAGGUGAAGAAGGCAGUGAAGAAUUCAGGCAGAAGUUUGAGAGAGCCAGAAUUGGCCCAGGCUCAAAAGUUGCGGAAGAAAAGACACCCAACACCAUUUCCAAAUUUGACAACAACGGGAACCGUGACCGCAUGAAGCUGUCUGACUUCAACUUCCUGAUGGUGCUGGGAAAAGGCAGCUUCGGAAAGGUGAUGCUUUCGGAAAGGAAAGGAACAGAUGAACUUUAUGCCGUAAAGAUUCUGAAGAAGGACGUGGUCAUCCAAGAUGACGAUGUGGAAUGCACCAUGGUGGAGAAGCGAGUGCUGGCCCUGGCUGGAAAGCCCCCCUUCCUCACACAGCUUCAUUCUUGCUUCCAAACCAUGGACCGCUUGUAUUUUGUGAUGGAGUACGUCAACGGUGGUGACCUCAUGUACCAGAUCCAACAGGUUGGGCGAUUCAAGGAGCCCCACGCUGUGUUCUAUGCAGCCGAGAUCGCCGUGGGCCUUUUCUUCCUGCACUGCAAAGGGAUCAUUUAUCGAGACCUGAAACUUGACAACGUGAUGCUGGACUCCGAGGGCCACAUCAAAAUUGCUGAUUUUGGCAUGUGCAAAGAGAAUAUCUGGGAUGGAGUCACCACCAAGACUUUCUGUGGCACGCCUGACUACAUUGCUCCUGAGAUAAUUGCCUAUCAACCCUAUGGGAAAUCGGUGGACUGGUGGGCCUUCGGCGUCUUGCUCUAUGAGAUGUUGGCAGGGCAGGCGCCUUUUGAAGGAGAAGAUGAAGAUGAGCUCUUCCAGUCGAUCAUGGAGCACAACGUGGCCUAUCCCAAAUCCAUGAGCAAAGAAGCAGUGGCCAUCUGCAAGGGGCUCAUGACCAAGCAUCCAGCUAAGCGGUUGGGGUGUGGCCCGGAAGGAGAACGGGAUAUCAAGGAGCACGCCUUCUUCCGAUAUAUUGACUGGGACAAGCUCGAGCGGAAAGAAAUCCAGCCUCCCUUCAAGCCCAAAGCUUGCGGACGCAAUGCUGAAAACUUCGACCGGUUUUUCACUCGCCAUCCACCUGUCUUAACUCCACCUGACCAGGAAGUCAUCAGGAACAUUGACCAAUCAGAAUUUGAAGGCUUUACCUUUCUUAACUCUGAGUAUUUUAAGCCUGAAGUCAAGAGCUAAGUAGACCAUCCUCCCCCUCCCCCACCCCAACCCCAACCCCCUUACACACUCAUGGCCAUCUCCAUUUUGGUCCCGGCUGCUGUGUGGUGGCAUCCUCUGUUGCAACCAUUAGCUGUCUUGCUUUGGAUAUUUUUACUUUCUUUUGUGGUGAUACUGGAAUGACCAUCCUUCAAGAGACUGGAGCUGCAACCAAGUAUGGUUGCAUCCGUGGCAUAAGGGAGGAGAAAGAGCACCUGGAGUGUUAUGGCUGUGAGUCUAAAGAUCAGGUCCUCGUGGAGGUUUAGCGGGAGGCCAGAGUUGGAAAGACCCGCUUCCUUUAAAGUUAGCGAAAGGCCUCUGGAUCUUGAGCGCCUGUUGAUGGUGCUCCCCUCUUCUCCUCCGCCCCACUUGGCUUCUUCCCAAGGAGGCAGCUUGCAAAAGGAGUGGACGUGGUCUGGCUUUGCAAAAUGGAACUUGGCUCGGCUCCUUUGUCCCUUGCAGAAUCGCCUGCUUAGAGGGACGCUGCCUCCUUGUCUUAUUGCGACUUUGACGUGAAACCCAUCCAGACAGAGACACCUCUCUGUUAUUUCCAUGGCACCUGCAAAAACCCCGAUGACUCAGAACUGGCUGUCAGAAGCCUUUGGGUACCGCUUGCAUUUAGUCCCCAGACCUCAGUAAAUCCGUGAAGCCUGUCAGUAGAUGCUCUUACUCCAGGAUAUUUAUUAUUCUUAUUCCCAGGAAUCCUAGGGGAUUGAGAUGGGGCACUGGGACAGCCUCCAGACCCUUUGAAGGAAUCCAUGCCAGUCAGAUGGGGUGAGGGAGGCAGGAGGAGGCAGCUUCUGUCCCCAUGUUUGAAGUUACACAGCCCCCCCACUCCAGGAAUUCCACAACACCCACUCUCAGUUGUGUCAUUGCCCAUUUCUCAUGUUCUUCUUAACUAUUCCGUUUAUUUGCAUUAAUAAAGUCACACCUAAAUGAAGUCCUGGAAGUGGAUCCGGCCUUCCCAAGGCUAACCGAAAAUCAUAUGCAGAGACAAACGCUGUCUGAUCUCACCCGGCAAGGCUGACGACAUCGUGGUAGAUAGCUGGGAACAUUUCCUGGGGGAAUCUCUGGAUGGUCCCAGCAUGGAGGAGAGGGAGUCCCAAGAGUCUCAGGUGAAAGAAAGGAGGAUGAAAGAUACUUCCUGGCUUGUUCAGUUCAGAGAAAAAACGGGCACCUGAAAGAAUGGAGAAAUGCUGCCCAUGUUGGACCAAGGGACCUGGCACCGUAGAAGGUGGGAUUCAGCCGCAGGGGAGGGAAAGGGUGAUCAGGAAGGUCCUCCAGAGCUGGUCAGAAGCCCUGAUUUGGUUUUCAGUGCUAGAAGAGAGGAAGAUGAGAAGGGCUCCCCUGGGGAGGGGGAAUUGACUGCUGGCAUUGAGUUUUUAUGGAGUUUUUAUUGUUUCUUUAGCUCAGGUUGCCCUGCCCUGAUAAGCAAAACGUCACCACUUUGUCUCAGGAGGCCCCAGCCUGGCCAUCAAAAUUCCCAUCUUGGAGUCAAUGGUCAACCUCGUAUCUACCAUUCCAUGUUAGUUUUUAUGUUUAAUUCAUAUCAACCCUGUGUGGCACCUUUGCAAGUAUUUGGGGGGAGGGGGGGAGGGGGGAAGGGGUGCCAUUUGUCCAGCUGCCAAAUUAACAAAUUCCAUAUGUCCCACCGUGCUUUAUCUGUGUCAAAAAAUUAGUAUUUUACUAAAAUUAAGCUGAUAUUUAAAAUCCAAAAAGUUUGUCUGUAAUUUGACUGAAGCUGUAAAAUAUUUUUGUUCCGGCUAAUGUUCUUCAUAGAAUAAGAAAUAUUUUCUGUUGGAAUUUGAAGUUGUCUAUGUUUCUGA
This is a messenger RNA of Pseudonaja textilis, 3968 nucleotides long. RefSeq names its product protein kinase C beta (gene PRKCB). Gene Ontology annotation, biological process: protein phosphorylation. Gene Ontology annotation, molecular function: zinc ion binding; diacylglycerol-dependent serine/threonine kinase activity; ATP binding. Lineage: Eukaryota; Metazoa; Chordata; Lepidosauria; Squamata; Elapidae. The record is from RefSeq and is a predicted model, not a curated record.